AAAUAAAAAGCUAUCAAAUAAGCCUUAUACAUUCAUAUAUUUAUACAGGUAGCCAGCUAGCUAGCUAGACAGAGAGAGAGAGAGACGGGCAUGAGUUUUGCUAGCUAAAUAAGAAAAAAAUCACGAGAGGAAGUAAGGAAGAGGGAGGGAGAAAUGGAAAAAAAAAAAGAAGAAAGAAAACAGCUAGGGCUUAUCGUAUGUUUGCUUCACGCAAACAGCUAAAUGUGGGUAUUAAGCCUUUGCUCUCUCGCGUGGCUUUAAAGUCUCUUUUUUCUAUCCCAUCUCAUCAGCCUACUAGCGUUUUUUAUCACCUCUCUCUCUCUCUCACUAAAUAACAACAAAUAAACCCAAAACGAAAACAAACACACCCCCCAUCCCCACCCCACCAAACCCCAAAUCUCCUCCUCCUCCUCCUUUUUCACGAACAUUAAUGACGCCUCCACUCCUCACGAUCAUAAAUCAAAGCGAGUAAAUUAUAUAUAUAUUCAACAAUUUAUAAUUUAAUUAAUAGCAAACAACCCAUCAAGGCAGAGAUCGUCCAUGAAUCCAACAAACCCUAAUGGUGGUGAUGGUAGUGGUGGAGGGAGCAGUAGUAGUGGUGGUGGCGGUACCGGCAGCGGCAGUCCAUGUGGCGCGUGCAAAUUUUUGAGGAGGAAGUGUGUGCCAGGGUGCAUAUUUGCACCCUACUUUGAUUCGGAGCAAGGCGCAGCUCAUUUUGCGGCGGUGCACAAGGUUUUCGGAGCCAGCAAUGUCUCCAAGCUUCUUCUUCAUAUUCCAGUACAUAAGCGGCUCGACGCCGUUGUCACCAUAUGUUACGAGGCUCAAGCCCGCCUUAGAGAUCCAGUCUACGGCUGUGUUGCUCACAUAUUUGCUCUACAACAACAGGUGGUGAAUCUGCAAGCUGAGCUCUCAUACUUACAAGCCCACCUGGCGACAAUGGAGCUUCCAUCACCACCACCUCCACCCCCUCCACCAUCAGCAGCAGCACUCAUUACCCCACCUCAAUUCUCCAUCUCAGACCUUCCAUCAGCAGUCUCCUCCAUGCCCGCUUCAUACGAUUUGUCCUCACUUUUCGAACCCAUGGUCAUGCAACCUUGGGCCAUUCAACAGCGUGCGCUGCAUGACCCGCGUCACCAUCAUCAAUUCGGAGGCGGCAGUAGCGGUCCGGGUUCACCAGCUGGCGGUGGUGGUGGAGAUCUUCAAAGUUUGGCUCGUGAACUACUUCAUAGGCAUAGCUCAUCUCCAUCACCUGGGUCUGUACCGUGCUCUGAGGGUUCACCAUCUCAUUCUCACCCCAAAUGAGAUUAGUACUGAUAAAAGAUCGAACCAAUCAUCAAUUAAUUUACGAGUACUUGCCUGAUGAAAUGCAUGUUAACUCAUGAACAUAUAGAAUAUAUAUAUAUAUAUAUAUAUAUGUAUGUAUGUAUGUACUAGCAAGAGAACAUAGUGUUAGGGUUUCGGUGGGCAGGUAAAUUUAAUGACGCAUUUAUAAUUUUUCUAUUAACUUCUUAUUUUGUUAAUUCUUUUCUUUUUCAAAAAAUGUAGUGAAGAUUUAAACGUUAGAUUAUAAAUAUAGGGCAUUUGAUGGGUCACUA
Pyrus x bretschneideri (Chinese white pear) is the source of this 1595-nucleotide messenger RNA. RefSeq names its product LOB domain-containing protein 18. Bases 541 to 1302 code for a protein of 253 amino acids. Gene Ontology annotation, cellular component: nucleus. Gene Ontology annotation, biological process: positive regulation of DNA-templated transcription; hormone-mediated signaling pathway. Lineage: Eukaryota; Viridiplantae; Streptophyta; Magnoliopsida; Rosales; Rosaceae. The transcript is spliced from 2 exons. The record is from RefSeq and is a predicted model, not a curated record.